AUGUCGGUCGUCGGGCGCAUUUCGGGGUUUCAGUGCAAAAGAAAUCGCCUGAAACUAGCCUCGGUACGCAGCCGUUGGUGCGUUGAAGACAAAACUGUGGGGCACACUUGGCCGGACGGUGUUGCAAUUAGGUUGAUGCUCAGUAGCGAUCGUUUAGCUGAUGUGGCCGUGAGCCGACAGGCAAGCCGUGCUGCCGACAGGUUUUACACCAGAUCCGCUGCGGUCGCAGCUGACGCUGUCGACUCAUCGCAUAUCCUCGCACGCCCAACGUCCACCGGAAGUUACAGUACGGUCGCAGUGUGA
Molecule: messenger RNA, 303 nt
Organism: Soboliphyme baturini
Lineage: Eukaryota; Metazoa; Nematoda; Enoplea; Dioctophymatida; Soboliphymatidae
Source: the annotation of a GenBank genome assembly